This is a messenger RNA of Aspergillus terreus NIH2624, 1350 nucleotides long. RefSeq lists its product as uncharacterized. The coding region runs from base 1 to 1350 and encodes 449 amino acids. The record is from RefSeq and is a predicted model, not a curated record. Gene Ontology annotation, cellular component: fungal-type vacuole membrane. Gene Ontology annotation, biological process: transmembrane transport. The transcript has 2 exons. Gene Ontology annotation, molecular function: transmembrane transporter activity. NCBI's taxonomy places the organism in Eukaryota, Fungi, Ascomycota, Eurotiomycetes, Eurotiales, Aspergillaceae.
AUGGAAGAGAAAGCAAGCUAUAUAGUCGCGGACUCUACAAUAAACGAGAAGGAGAUCGCGAUAUCGUCGUCUCUCGAACCCACUCUAUCAGAAUCGAGCGAUGGAUUACGAAAGCCAGUCGACAGGCACGAUUCCGAUUCUCACUCGGCAUGGCUGGCCGUCGUGGGAGGCUUCUUGAUUGUCUUCGUUAGCUGGGGCCCAUCGCUGGCCUACGGUUCGUUUCAAGACUACUACAAAUCACAUCUACUAUCCCAUCACUCACCCUCCUCCAUCUCCUGGAUCGGAACGGUGAACUCGUUCUUGAUCGAGUUCAUCGGCGUUUUAUCGGGUCCGCUGCUUGACAAGGGCUAUGAAAGAUGUUUGAUGCUCACGGGGUCGUUCCUGAUGGUCUUUGGUAUGAUGAUGCUCAGCUUUGCCCGGGAAUACUACCAGGUCAUUCUCUCUCAGGGCCUGUGUGUUGGUAUUGGCGCUGGUCUUGUCUUUGUGCCUACGAUCGCAAUAGUCAGCAAGAGAGUCACUGAGAAGAGGGCUCUGGCACUUGGGAUAACCGCAUGUGGUGCUGCAAUUGGCGGCGCUCUUAUACCCAUCGUCAUGCUCCGUCUUCGACCCCGAAUUGGAUUUUCAUGGACAAUUCGCAUGAUCGGCUUCAUCCACCUAGGAAGUGUUCUGGCCGCACUGCCCUUGCUCUUUUAUAAAAGCCCUCCUGCUAUUCCGCGACCAUCUCGUCGCCUGCUCGACCUUUCCGCCCUGAAAGAUCCCGCAUUCUCAGUCCUCGCCCUCGCCCACUUCCUCAUCUACCUCGCCUACUACAUCCCAAUCGCCUAUAUCCCCACAUACGUCGUUGAUGCGCUGAACGAGCCCCUGGAGUCGGGGUUGUACCUGCUCGCCGGGCUGAAUGCCGCCUCCCUCAUCAGCCGUAUAGGACCGGCAUUCCUUACCGCUCGCUUCAGCGCCGCCAGCAUGCUGACCUGCACCACGGCCGUCUCGGCCAUCUUGCUCUUCUGCUGGAUCCGCAUCGACAGCCUCGUGGGUCUCGCCGUCUUCAGCGUGCUCUUCGGUGUGUCAGCGGGGGCUUUCCUCUCGCUGGGCUCGGUAGUUAUCUCCCACCCGCGCAUCACCCCAUCGCCGGAGGUGGCAGGCGCACGCUUGGGCAUGCAAUGGUGUUUCUCUAGUUUUGGUAGUCUCAUAGGUUCGCCCAUUGCGGGGGCUUUGCAGGAUACCCGCACCAACGACUACACUGCUGGACAGGUGUUUGGCGGGUCUGCGAUGGCUGGGGCUACUCUCUGUAUUGGGGCUGUGGCGUUUUGGAUUUGGGCAUAUGAUAGGAGGAAGGCUCUAACUAAAGUAUAG